AUGAUUACAUUCAGCACGUGGCAAGCCUUUGAAGAUGAGCACCUCGAUAACAAGUCCCUGCAGCUCGUUAUACCAAAGCAUCAUGGAGCGAAGUUGACCGAUAUCCCUGACGAUCAACUCAGCGAGAUCCUACCUGUGGUCAAAAAGCUGGCUAGUGCGACGGGUGCCGAGAACUACAAUCUCCUGCAAAACAAUGGAAGACUUGCUCAUCAGGUCGUCGAUCAUGUGCACUUCCAUAUGAUUCCCAAACCAAACCCUGAGGAAGGAAUGGGCAUCGCUUGGCCUGCACAGAAGGGGGAUAUGGACAAAUUGAAGCAGCUCCACGAAGCUUUGAAGUCCAAAAUGUAA
Endocarpon pusillum Z07020 is the source of this 348-nucleotide messenger RNA. RefSeq lists its product as uncharacterized. The record is from RefSeq and is a predicted model, not a curated record. The transcript has 3 exons. The coding region runs from base 1 to 348 and encodes 115 amino acids. Gene Ontology annotation, biological process: nucleotide metabolic process. Lineage: Eukaryota; Fungi; Ascomycota; Eurotiomycetes; Verrucariales; Verrucariaceae. Gene Ontology annotation, molecular function: catalytic activity.